AUGACAAACGACGGAUCUUCAUUACUUCCAAGUCUUGAUUCAUUUCAAAUUCAUAUCCCAUUAACAUCAACACCUAAACGAAUGAGCAAAUCGUCGAAUUGUCAGCCAUUAUCUUCAACUUUAUCAAUGUCAAAUAUAUCCUAUAAACAAUUCGAAUUAUCAAUUUCAGCAAUUACAUCGAAUCAAAAGUCGCCGACAGUAACCUACGAAAAACAAACUCGGAUACAUCAUCAUCGACGAAGUCACAUUCAUCCAUCAACGAUUAUCAAACGUAUUGAAUUGAAAUAUUUACUAUAUUCAUCAAGAGCAAUGAAACACAACAAACAACGGCAAUACCUCGAUGCGGAUAUGAAAGUGUAUGUUGUAUAG
This is a messenger RNA of Adineta ricciae, 369 nucleotides long. The record is from the annotation of a GenBank genome assembly. NCBI's taxonomy places the organism in Eukaryota, Metazoa, Rotifera, Eurotatoria, Adinetida, Adinetidae.